AACCUCGCCCGCCAUGAUUGUUGUGUUUUUAGUCCGUCCGUUGUGCAGUAAGUGUUUUUACUGGAAGGGAAGAAGAGGAAAAAGACCUAGAAGUUUGUUUAUUCUAGCUUUUGGAGUGAAAACAAGUUUCUGAACAUGGAGUCUCGAUUUUCCCACCUGCGCCAGCGGGACAACAGUGUGUCAAUGCUGAGGGUCAAAAUGUCCCGUAGGAGGUCUCAGUCCCAGAAAGAGAACCGAGAACGGGCCGUUAACACCCGCAGGCAGCUCGACAAGCUUGCUGAGCUGGAAAUGUCUUCUCUGGAUGCCUCCAUUGCAAUGGGCAACAUGUCUGUCAUUCAGGAAAAGACAGUAAACACUGCAAAAACUACCAAAAAUGCGGCUGUAGAAGAAAGGAUGAAGCAACUUGAGCGCUGGAAAGAGCGUAAAACUCUGGAGAAGGAGAAGCAAAAAAGAGAAAAGGAGCGUAAAGGGGUAUUUAAGACAGGCCUGUAUCAUCCCAAGGAUGUGCUUACCAUUGCCCCUUUGCCUAUGGUCCCAGUGGCUUCAACCAGAGCCAAGGAGACAAAAGUAAACACAGUAUCAUCCCAGAGUAGCAGAGUGACCCGUUCAAUGAGACAGCAACAGGUGCAGAAGCCUUUGAAAAUGCAUGAUUCCAGUAUUGUGCCAAAGAAAGUUCAGCCUGCAGUAGAAAGGUCAGCUAGGAGCCGUGGAGCUCCUCCCAAAGCAGCGUCCGUGAUCGCUUUGCCCAAGAACAAAGUCUUCGCAGUGGAGCCUGUUGUACGAGCUUUGUCGACCAGAUCAGCCAACAGGCCUCCUGUUACAGCAGUUCCUGCAGUGAAAGACAACCCUAAAGACAAGUGUGCCGAUGUACGAACCACAAGGAGCAGAGCAUUUGUCAACCCAGUGGCCCCCUCUUCUGAUAGAGAAAGGAACUGUAAAGGAAAGAUCAGAAAUACUGCGAAACCUGCUGACCGUCAGAGUAUUCCUAAGCCGGUGCUAGAGUCUGAGAUGCAUGAGCUGGAACAGAAGCCUUAUCCUGCUGGCCCAACAUCCUGUUCUGAGGAGGAGAAUGUGGCAGUGGACCAGGCUGUGGCAGACUCUGGUCUUGACAAGGAUCCUGUUGAAGUUUCAUCUUCUUUAUCUUCAUUUGCCCCUGAGGGUUUUGUCUUCCACGCUCCCACUGGUUUGUCAUCCUUCAAGUUCGAUCCUCUUACCCCUCGUUCAGCUGAUGCGUUUCUGACACCAAGCCCCAGCUUUAAUCUUCCACCUGCUCCUGUUUUCAAUGAUGAACCGCAAGAUGAGCCAAGCAAACCCUCUCCCCCAAAAUCCCCUUGCCGCUCUCCUCAGCAUACAUCCCCCACAAUGGGUGCCCCGCCUCCAGAUAGCCCCCUGGAAUCAAAGCAUGAUGUACCAUACUUCAGAUCACAAAUCACUAAUGAGACAGACAGACUCACAAGCCUAUGUAUGCAGUGGGAGUCUAAAGUGGAAGAUGAGUCCAUCCCAGAAGAGAUGAGAGACCGUAUGCGCACAGCAGUUGGCCAGGCAAGGCUGCUGAUGAAAGAACGUUUUAACCAGUUCAGUGGUCUGGUGGACGACUGCGAGUUCAGCAGAGGGGAGAAGGUCACCACCUGCACAGACCUGCAGGGAUUCUGGGACAUGGUUUAUUUCCAGGUAGAGGAUGUUAACAAGAAGUUUGGUGCCCUCAAAGAGGCUGAAGCUCAAGGCUGGGUGGAGGAACAGAAGCCACCACCACGGCAGAAGAAAGUAGUUAAGAAACCAUCAGCUGCACCUGUUAAGCCAACAGGAAACAAAGCAGCAGCCAGGUCUCGCCUUGCUGCAGUGAAAGCUGCCAUGAAGGCCAAACAGCAGGCCGCUGAGUCGGAGAAAGCAGCCAAGGCCGAUGGUACCACUGAAGAGCCAAGCCUGAGCUCCCAAGAACCCCAACCAGAGGCCCAGAGUCUGGAUACCGUGGUCUUCAGUGAAGGCUUCUUCCAGGUCAAGAGCCCAGCCAAGACACCAGGUUCAGUGAGGAGGUCCAGUCGUCUCAGUGCUGCUGUGCUGCCUCAGCCAUCUCCAUCAAACCACAUCACUCCUAGGAGAGUGACUCGGCGAUCCCUUGCAUUGGCUCAAACCCCUGUUCUUCAGACAAACGCCUCUCCCGCUCAGCCCACAUUAACACCAGCCCACCUCUGUCGUACCCUCAACAAAACCCCAGCACAGGCAACGCCGUCUCAACCUGGUGCUCCUCAUCUGCCCGGGAGCAGAAGUGACACUGGAAAUGUCUCUCUUCAUUUCUCACCGGUCAAAGAAGACAACACAGAAACCAUCUCCACUCAGGACACAUCUGUCCAUGAAAUGAGUUUACCAGCCCUCGAACAAUCACUUCCAUCCGCUGCUGUAGCUGAAGACACAAACAAACCAGCUGAAGAUAACAACGCUGUCCUGCCUCUGUCUCCGUGUAAAUCACCCCCUCCUGCCCCUUCAGCAGCCAUGAGUUUCACCUUAUCACCCUGUGGAACUCCACACCAGUCUCAGCUCUCUUCUCCUGCUGUACAAGGCCUCAUGACGGUCCCAGAUUCCACUGGAAAUACUCCAGACUGCUCAGUGAACGAGGGCAUGCCUGCCUUGGAUUUUGAGCGAUACUUUCAGCCUUCACAGAGAUGCAGCUUGUCACCAAGGGAGAUGGUUGCCAUAGAGUCACCAUCACCUAUGGAAGUGGAUGUAGAAAUGGAGAAUCCCGCAGGUCAAUGUGAGGGUCUCCAUACCCAGCAGGAACCAGCACCACCCACGGUCCCAGCACUGUUCACUCCUCAGUCACCACAGGUCCAGACGGCAGAAUCUGCUCUGCUUCUCUUCACCCCAGAUGUGAAGGACCGGAUACGCCAGUCUGUUUGUCCGAGUGACCUGAUGGUCUUCACCCCUCCUAAACUGUAGCGACAAGUUUGUCUUUAAAAGAAA
Sphaeramia orbicularis (orbiculate cardinalfish) is the source of this 2958-nucleotide messenger RNA. RefSeq names its product discs, large (Drosophila) homolog-associated protein 5 (gene dlgap5). Gene Ontology annotation, cellular component: spindle pole centrosome; nucleus; cytoplasm. The transcript is spliced from 19 exons. Bases 136 to 2934 code for a protein of 932 amino acids. Gene Ontology annotation, molecular function: microtubule binding. Lineage: Eukaryota; Metazoa; Chordata; Actinopteri; Kurtiformes; Apogonidae. The record is from RefSeq and is a predicted model, not a curated record. Gene Ontology annotation, biological process: chromosome segregation; mitotic spindle organization; centrosome localization.